AUGACGAUCAUGCUCUCAACCGCUCCCGCGGAUCGCGACAAAGUUCCAAACCUCGACUCUGGGACCUACAACGCCUGGGUCCCUACCGAUUCCAGUCGGAGCAGCAGCAGUGGGGUUUCCAAUCGAGAUGACGACGAAACAAAGAAGAGAAGCGGAGACAAGAAGCUGGCCAGUGCUUAUUCCGAUUCCACGAACGAGGCCGAAGAAAGUUACGUCUUGGACUUGUACACCGGGACUUCGCUUCCCAGAGUGAUGUUUGAGGUACCAAUGCCAUCAUCUCCGAGUAGCGAUGAACCAGCUCCGAGCGCAGUGGCAACGCCAUCAACCGGCGCGGAUAGUAUGAGAGGUAUACCAGGUUCGAGCAGCGAACUUAUUGACGAUAUAAGCAACAGAGGUCCGGAAGUUUACCUGAAUCUCUACCAUGUGCGUUUAAACAGCGGCCUUGGCUUCUCGGUUUUGAAUCGGUUGGUCAACGCUUUCUCCUCGUCGGCCACCGCACACGAGCCGUUCGGUGUGUACCACGUCGGGGUCGAGCUGUUCGAUAUGGAAUGGCAGUACGCGCACCGCCCGGUGGGAUGUGGGAUUUUUUGCCUGAAGCCGCGAGUAUCUCACCAUCACACGUACUACCGCUCCAUCUACCUCGGGAAGGCGAAAGGUGGUAGCUUCGCCACCAAGAAGGAUGUCAUUGCGAGAAUCAAGCUUUUGCAGAAGAAUUGGCCCGGGCCUGAGUACCACACGAGGACCAAAAAUUGCUUGGACUUUGCCCGAGUUUUGACUGCUGAGUUGGGUGUAGAAGAUUGCCUGGAAAAGCUCGCUGAUUAUGCCCGCUGGUGGCCUUUUUGAACAU
Amoebophrya sp. A120 is the source of this 847-nucleotide messenger RNA. NCBI's taxonomy places the organism in Eukaryota, Dinophyceae, Syndiniales, Amoebophryaceae. The record is from the annotation of a GenBank genome assembly.